CUGGAAGACGUUUGAACGUUCCUACUCCUCGACGCGAAAGCUCGAUAUUUUUCCAAGAGUCGGUACCUAUAUUAUUAUCAAAAACGGCGGCUAUCGGCGUCGGGGUGCAACCUGUGUUAUCAUCCGGCUAUCAUAACACAGUGCCACCUCAGAGCGGGGGUGGUGGUUCGACAUUUAGUGCCGCGGCGAUGGUGGCAGCUGCCACCGCUACGGCCACCGCCACUGCUAGCGUGGUGGCCAUGCAGGACCGCCAAGAUAUCCCCGCACAAUUCAAUCAGAUGCAAAGUCAACAUGGGAUACCCCCCCAUCAAGCGUACAACACAGGGUACGCUCAAAGAGGACCAAUGGCUGGAAUGGGGCCAGUUGGAAUGAGCAAUUUUAACGGCAUGGGCGCCAUGAGCCCAAUGCAUUCUAUGAAUUCCAUGAAUUCGAUGAACAGUAUGAGUGGGAUGAACUCAAUGAAUCCUAUGACACUGGGAAGCAUGAACGGCAUGAACGGCAUGAACGGUAUGACCAGUAUGAACGGUAUGAACCCCAUGAGCUCCAUGAGUAACAUGGGUAAUAUGGGAAUGAACAACAUGAUGGGACCUAACAACAUGCAGAUGAAUAAGAUGAACAUGCAGACGCAACCUCAUCAAGGAUACCCAAGAAGAUUAGCUCCAUAUCCUAAUCCAGCCAUGCAUAUGGCGCAAAAGAGGCAGCAGGGUCCUUACGCCAAUCCUAAUCCUGCAGCAAUGCAGCCAGGUUUUAACACGAUGUCGACGACACAAUAUCCAAAUAAUUAUCCGGCUACGGCAAGACCAAACUUCCAGCCUCAGUAUCAACCGAUGCAAGGCAUAAAUCCCGCCGCCGCUGCCGCCGCCGCCGCCGCCGCGGCUGGUUUUGGACCGAAUUCUAUGAUACGUGGGACGAACAUGAGGCAAACGACGCCAUCGUAUAAUACGGCGUCGCAGGCAGCAGCAAACCAAUACUUUAAUAGCAAUGGUGUACCAGUUAGUAUGGGACCUACUACUGUAGGGAACCAAUACAUUGGUCAUCAACAAAACACAGCUUACGGUGGGGGUGGACAAUCUCCGUAUGUAGCUGCUGCUGCUGUCGUUGCUGCAACCACAAGUCAAUACCAACAGGAUGUGGUGGCGCCGAUGAGAACGACGGGAGCAGCGAACAUGAACUAUCAGCAUAGUCCUAUACCUGGAAAUCCAACUCCCCCGUUAACACCAGCGACGAGCAUGCCACCUUACAUUAGUCCAAAUCCGGACAUCAAACCAAAUUUCAAUGAAAUCAAAUCGCCUGUCAAUAUACAAAAAGACGAUGAAUUAAGAUUAACAUUCCCUGUUAGAGACGGUAUCAUUCUUCCACCAUUUCGCUUAGAACAUAAUUUGGCUGUAAGCAAUCACGUGUUCCAAUUGAAAUCAACGGUACAUCAAACGUUAAUGUGGCGAUCUGACCUGGAACUACAGCUUAAAUGUUUCCAUCACGAAGAUAGACAGAUGAACACGAAUUGGCCCGCAAGCGUUCAGGUUUCUGUCAAUGCAACGCCACUCGGUAUUGAUCGUGGCGAAAACAAAACAUCCCACAAGCCUCUUUAUCUAAAAGACGUCUGCCAACCGGGAAGAAAUACUAUACAGAUUACAGUAUCCGCAUGCUGUUGUUCACAUCUAUUUGUUCUCCAAUUAGUUCAUCGACCAAGCGUACGUAGCGUUCUGCAAGGUUUAUUGCGCAAGAGAUUACUUACUGCAGAACAUUGCAUAUCUAAAAUCAAAAGAAACUUUAAUAAUACGAUCUCGAGUAACGGCAUUCAAUCCGAGAAGGAUGUCGUGGAGCAAACAGCACUUAAGGUAAGAAUGGUAUCUUUAAAAUGUCCUAUUACCUUCAAACGCAUUACACUGCCAGCGAGGGGACACGAUUGCAAACAUAUACAAUGUUUCGACUUAGAGUCUUACCUGCAAUUAAAUUGCGAACGGGGUUCAUGGAGGUGUCCUGUUUGCACAAAAGGAGCUCAAUUAGAAGGUUUAGAAAUUGAUCAAUAUGUAUGGGGUAUUUUAAAUACUUUGAAUACAGCAGAGGUAGAGGAAGUAACGAUAGAUUCUGCGGCUAAUUGGAAACCAGCUAAGAAUUUAGCGAACAUUAAAUCGGAAGAGGAAAACGAUUGUAAAAGAAUGACGAAGGCAAUGUCACCUGGAAGUAUGAAUAUGCCUACUAUGAAUAACUGGGAUAUGAACCACCAAGCUAUGAGUCCUUAUAUACCUCCGGAUAUGAGCAGCAUAGUAAGCGGUUCGAUGAUGAACAACACUUCGUCCACAUACGGAAAUAACAAUAUCAAUAGCAAUAUCAAUAAUAAUAUCAAUCACCGAAAUUCAUCUGGUGGAUCAUUUGAUAUUAAUCCUGGGACGAAUAAUACAACCAAUAACGAUUACAGUAACGGAACGGGACCUCUUACACAUUUGAACGAAUCUGUGAAUUCCUUAGAUCCCCUUAAUGCUAUGGAAAAGUCAUUAAAUGAUCAGAUGCCGCACACUCCACACACGCCUCAUACCCCUCACACACCACACACACCAGGUGGUGGUAACAGUGGUCCACCAAGUGUUCCUCCUGCAUCUCAGGAAUCUACAGGAAAUCAUAAUACGUCUGGUAGUACGAGUACAAAUAUAAAUAACGAUACCGCGGAUAUACCGUCAGACUUAAAUUUCGAUCCAGCUGCGGUUAUAGAUGGGGAGGGUACUGGUCAAGAAGCGUUGAAUCUCUUGCCGGACAAUGUCGUAGAUGCAAUGGAGCUGCUUUCAUAUUUAGAAACACCAGAUUUAAAUACUCCUCCUAGUAGUGGAGCAAGCAGCGGAAAUCCCUCAUCUAGCGACGACAUAUUAGCACUUUUUGAAUAAGAUCUCUCAAGGAACUAUAUUACUUCGUAAUGAAAUCAAAUUAUGAUCCUGAAAUCAGGGGUAUGCGAUCAUCAGAUUAGCAUCCUACUGAAUAAUAAAUAACAAUUAUUCCGAUUUAUAUAUGACGAUAAUCGUGUUUGAGGGAUAUAAGCAAAUGUGUUGGAUUCACAGUGGGUGCUCUCACCUAAUCAAUGGUACAAACAAUCUUAGCUCUAAUUGUAAUAAUUCCUAUUGAAAUGAGUUAGGGCAUAUGACUAGGGUAAUGACGACUUUUAACAUUAGUACAGCAAACACGAUAAUUAGUGCUUGUCUGUAAAGAUUUUAUUGCAUGGAUGGCACAAUAGACUUAUAUUAAGAUAUGUUAGUUGUUCUACUGAGCAAAUGUUUUAUUGUAAUUUAUCGAUCAAAUUAUUCGAAUCGAUUUAAAUUCAAUUAAACAACAUGAUAUUUAUAGAAAUGCAAUAUAAGGACUUUAUUAACGAAAUUAUUUUGUGACACAUUUAAGGGGUAUUUUUUUUCUGUUUAAGGAUUUAAAUUGAAACGUUUGCUCAUUGGAACACAUAGUGCCACUUCAAAUGUUUUGAAGUUUUCCUGCAUUAUCGUCUUUACGUAAAAGAUCGGUCUACUCGCGUUCAAGGCUAUGAUGGACCUACAUCACAACAGAACUAUAAUGUAAAUGUACAGUACUUCUUGUAAAUAAGUUUUAAUCCAAUUAGGUAAUACGUUCAUCUGUUGUGAACUACCCUGCUUAUUAAUGGAUAUAGCGCAUAUAGUGUUCCUUUCCAUUAGAUAAAUAGUAGAGCAGAUGGGAAUGAAUAAUUGAGGGAAUAUUGGGCUUCACACUGGAGAUAUAGACAAUUAUUCUUCACGAUGUAUCUCCUGAGAAAAGAAAACAAAAUUUAGAUGCCAUUAAUGAUGAUAUAAGUCAAAACGUAUAUUGCAAAUAAUUUUUGUUUAUUUACUCUUUGGAUAAAUAAAAUAUUUUUUUCGAGAGGUAAUCACUAUUUAAAA
Messenger RNA from Polistes canadensis, 3890 nucleotides. It is a transcript of the gene tna, whose product is annotated as zinc finger MIZ domain-containing protein 1. Gene Ontology annotation, biological process: protein sumoylation; regulation of transcription by RNA polymerase II. Gene Ontology annotation, molecular function: zinc ion binding; SUMO ligase activity. NCBI's taxonomy places the organism in Eukaryota, Metazoa, Arthropoda, Insecta, Hymenoptera, Vespidae. Bases 189 to 2879 code for a protein of 896 amino acids. The transcript is spliced from 10 exons. The record is from RefSeq and is a predicted model, not a curated record.